CUUUUAUAUAAACAAUACCUGCAUUUCUGCUUUCGCUAUUUAUGUAAGCUUUCGUGUAUUUACGGCAGAGUACUAUAGUCUUCAGAAGCAACCAUGGCAAACCGUAUGCCAGCAUGUGUCAUCGACAACGGCACAGGCUACACCAAAAUGGGUUAUGCUGGGAACUCUGUACCCAGCUACAUUGUCCCAUCGUGCAUAGCCGUAAAGGAAAACAAAGUCGGAGGAGGGGCUUCUAAGCUCGUUGGCAAGGGAAUCGAAGACCUCGAUUUCCACAUCGGUGAUGAAGCUAUUGCGAAUCAAAAAACCUACAGCGCACACUAUCCCAUAAGACACGGUAUAGUAGAGAACUGGGAUCUUAUGGAACGCUACUGGGAGCAGGCUAUCUUCAAAUAUAUGAGAGCUGAGCCUGAGGACCACUAUUUCCUUUUGACUGAACCGCCAUUGAAUACACCAGAGAAUCGUGAGUAUACGGCCGAGAUCAUGUUCGAGUCUUUCAAUGUGCCUGGUCUGUACAUCGCAGUGCAGGCGGUUCUCGCCUUGGCCGCAUCUUGGACGGCGAAGUCGGU
Messenger RNA from Sphaeroforma arctica JP610, 566 nucleotides. RefSeq lists its product as hypothetical. The annotation marks the transcript as partial. The record is from RefSeq and is a predicted model, not a curated record. Gene Ontology annotation, molecular function: actin filament binding. Gene Ontology annotation, biological process: Arp2/3 complex-mediated actin nucleation. NCBI's taxonomy places the organism in Eukaryota, Ichthyosporea, Ichthyophonida. The transcript has 3 exons. Gene Ontology annotation, cellular component: actin cortical patch; Arp2/3 protein complex.